Messenger RNA from Dryobates pubescens (Downy woodpecker), 1339 nucleotides. RefSeq names its product potassium voltage-gated channel interacting protein 3 (gene KCNIP3). Gene Ontology annotation, biological process: regulation of potassium ion transmembrane transport; negative regulation of transcription by RNA polymerase II. The record is from RefSeq and is a predicted model, not a curated record. Gene Ontology annotation, molecular function: calcium ion binding; DNA-binding transcription repressor activity, RNA polymerase II-specific; potassium channel regulator activity. NCBI's taxonomy places the organism in Eukaryota, Metazoa, Chordata, Aves, Piciformes, Picidae. Gene Ontology annotation, cellular component: nucleus; voltage-gated potassium channel complex. The transcript has 3 exons. The coding region runs from base 26 to 1063 and encodes 345 amino acids.
GCAGUCGGUCUGAAGCAGGGCGGGGAUGCAAAGCGGGGAUGCACAGCGGGAAGGCUCCCGGGGCGAGGCUGCCGGCGGACCCCCGGCCGCCCGUCCCGGCAGACGGCGGCGAGGCGGAGCUGGAGCUGUGCACCGUGCGGCACCAACCCGAGGCGCUGGAGAGGCUGCUGGCGCGGACCAAGUUCAGCAAGCAGGAGCUGCAGGCUCUCUACCGCGGCUUCAAGAACGUGAGUCUGGGGGCGUCCCCAGCCCGGCCCCCACCGCAGGGCUGGCGUUUGGGGGUCACCGGUGCCCACCUCCUCCCCAGGAGUGUCCCAGCGGGCUGGUGGAUGAGGAGACCUUCAAGCUCAUCUACUCGCAGUUCUUCCCCCAGGGAGGUGAGCUGGGGGGGGACCCCCAAGGGCUGCAGGGGGGCUGCAGCCACCAAGAGCCCCAAAUCCUGCUGCUGGUGCAUGCCAGGGCCCGAGCUUCACCAGCUGCUGAUGCCCCCACAGAUGCCAGCACCUACGCGAGCUUCGUGUUCGAUGCCUUCGACGCCGACGGCAACGGCGCCCUCUGCUUCCAGGAUUUCGCCGUGGGGCUCUCUGUCCUGCUGCGGGGCACGGUGCAGCAGAAGCUGAGGUGGACGUUCGACCUCUACGACCUCAACAAGGACGGCUGCAUCACCAAGGAGGUGACAGGGGGACGGCCACGGCGCCAGCAGGGGGCAGGCACCGCUGGGGACACCCCCAGAGGGCUGAGGGUGGCAGGAACAGGCGCUGGAGGAGCACAGUGCCCUCAUUUGGGUGUUUCUUGUCACCCUGCCCCCUCUGUCCCCUCCCAGGAGAUGCUGGAGAUGAUGAAGUCCAUCUACAGCCUGAUGGGACGCUGCACCCAUCCCCCGCUGAGGGACAGCGCCCCUGCUGAGCACGUGGACCUCUUCUUCCAGGUGAGACCAUCCUGCCUCAGCCACCAACCCCACCCCGUGCCCCCAGCUGGGGCUGCCACCGCCGCUGGGGACAGCCCUGCUGAGCCCCUGCUGUGCCCUCACAGAAAAUGGACAGGAAUGGAGACGGUGUGGUGACCUUCGAGGAGUUCCUGGACACGUGUCAGAAGGACCAGGACAUCAUGAGGUCCAUGAAGAUCUUCGAGAACGCCAUCUAGGACCCGGGAGCAGCCACUCGGCCCUGCCAGCAGCCCAGGGCAGCCUUUUUUCUACUGUUUCAGAUGAAGCAAAGAGGUUAAAAGCAAGAACAGAACCUGGUGGCUGACAGCACUCCAGCGCCACCAGACCACAGCAGCUGCAGAUGCCUUUGCCAGCUGAGCCCUCCCCAGCACGGCACCUGGCACUGCCCACCCC